This is a messenger RNA of Raphanus sativus (radish), 1132 nucleotides long. RefSeq names its product pathogen-associated molecular patterns-induced protein A70. The transcript has a single exon. The coding region runs from base 166 to 954 and encodes 262 amino acids. The record is from RefSeq and is a predicted model, not a curated record. Lineage: Eukaryota; Viridiplantae; Streptophyta; Magnoliopsida; Brassicales; Brassicaceae.
GUUGGAAUGGGGCGACAUGCUAUGAAGAGAAGAAAGAUACACACCAAACUCGAACCUUCUUUCUCAACUUUUGUCUCAAAUUAGAAUCUUUUUAAUUUUUUUCCUUUACCCAGAAACCAGAUUCACACUCAAAUCUCCUUGGAAAGAAGAAGAAGACAAAGAGCCAUGUCGGAUUCUUUAGUGACGGCGAUAUACAGUUGGUUCACACCGACAGUACUAUUCAUCUUCCUCAACUUAAUAAUUGGUACUAUUGCAAUUACCUCCUCUCUAUCUUCUUCUUCUUCCAAAUCCAGCGACCACCAAUCUCAGAUCCAACGCUCUCCUUCCGUGAUUCACCGUCUCAAGUCCAUAAACUUCUCCUCUUUCACUUCACCACCCGACAAAACUCAUCUCCAGUUUCCUCCUGUCCCAACAACUCCAGACGAACCACCAGCUUCCAUCGAACAGAACCAGCCUUUUCUCUCUAGAUCUCCUUCCGUUCUCCACCGAAUCAAAUCUUUCAACCUCUACAAUUACAUUUCUCAAGAACCCAUCACCGUCGCCGAAUCACCGCCGCCGCCGGCGUCUGUCCCCGCCGUCGAGGAAGAGGAAGAGACGGGUCCGAGCCUCGAAGAGGUUUACAGUAAGCUGAAUCUGAACCACGUGGCUAGGACGAAGUCCGACACCGAGCCGGCUGCUGGAGCUCUCCCACCGAAGCUUCCCAAGAAGAUGAAGAAGUCGGCGAGCACCAAGUCUCCUUUCUCUCAUUUCGAGGAAGCGGAAGACGCCGUGGAGGCUCGUCGGCCGGAGACGGUUAGGGUGACGAGGGUGACUCCGGUGGAAGAGGCCGCCGAUGAGCAAGUGGACGCCAAAGCUGACGAUUUCAUCAAUCGUUUCAAGCAUCAGUUGAAGUUGCAGAGGAUUGAUUCCAUCACCAAGUACAAGGAGAUGGUCAAGAAAAGAAACGACAAGUGAGAGAAAAGAGAAUCACGGGGGGUCUGUUUCUUAAUUAUGUAUUAAUUUUGAGGACUGUUCUUAUAAAUUACCUGGCUGUAUUCUCAAUUUCAUGUAAUGGUUUUUUUCAGUGUGCUUAUGCAAUUUGUGACCUGUGACCGUUCUUUUCGCCAGUUAUUUACUUAUAUGCUGUUUUUCA